UUCAACUAUCGCUUCCUUAAGUUCCACUCAAGGAGCCGAGACAGGUGUUUGCAAGUCCCGCGUAGUAAUCCCACGGGGAUCUGGCGAGAACAGCCUCCCCAACUCAAGAAACCUGGGGCGGUGGGGGCGGGGGCGCUCGUGGCCGGCGCGUGCGCGCGGCGCGCAGGGAGGCGGCCUGGAAGCGAGGGAGCGCGCGCCCUCCACGUGACCCGGCCCGCGGGCGGCGACGCACACGACGCGCCCCUCACGUGGUCUGUCUCCAGCCCCGUCGCCGGCGGAGGCGGGCGCGGGCGCGUCCCUGUGGCCAGUCACCCGGAGGAGUUGGUCGCACAAUUAUGAAAGACUCGGCUUCUGCUGCUAGCGCCGCUGCUGAGUUAGUGCUGAGAAGGUUUCCCUGGGCUGUCCUUGUCCGGCGGCCUCUGCUGCCGCCUCCGGAGACGCUUCCCGAUAGAUGGCUGCAGGCCGCGGAGGAGGAGGAGGUGGAGUUGCUGCCCUUCCGGAGUCCGCCCCGUGAGGAGAAUGUCCCAGAAGUCCUGGAUAGAAAGCACUUUGACCAAGAGGGAAUGUGUAUAUAUUAUACCAAGUUCCAGAGACCCUCACAGAUGCCUUCCAGGAUGUCAAAUUUGUCAGCAACUCGUCAGGUGUUUUUGUGGUCGCUUGGUCAAGCAACAUGCUUGUUUUACUGCAAGUCUUGCAAUGAAAUACUCAGAUGUGAAAUUGGGUGACCAUUUUAAUCCGACAUUAGAAGAGUGGUCCGUGGAAAAGCAUACAGAACAGAGCCCAACGGAUGCUUAUGGAGUCAUAAAUUUUCAAGGGGGUUCUCACUCCUACAGAGCUAAGUAUGUGAGACUAUCAUAUGACACCAAACCUGAAGUCAUAUUACAACUUCUGCUUAAAGAAUGGCAAAUGGAAUUACCCAAACUUGUUAUUUCUAUACACGGGGGAAUGCAGAAAUUUGAGCUUCACCCACGAAUCAAGCAGUUACUUGGAAAGGGUCUUAUUAAAGCUGCAGUCACAACUGGAGCCUGGAUUUUAACUGGAGGAGUAAACACAGGUGUGGCAAAACAUGUUGGUGAUGCCCUUAAAGAACAUGCUUCCAGAUCAUCUCGAAAGAUUUGCACUAUCGGAAUAGCUCCAUGGGGAGUAAUUGAAAACAGAAAUGAUCUUGUUGGGAGAGAUGUGAUUGCUCCUUAUCAAACCUUAUUGAACCCUCUGAGCAAACUGAAUGUUCUGAAUAAUCUACAUUCGCAUUUCAUAUUGGUGGAUGAUGGCACCGUUGGAAAGUAUGGAGCAGAAGUCAGACUGAGAAGAGAACUCGAGAAAACUAUUAAUCAGCAAAGAAUUCAUGCUAGAAUUGGUCAGUGUGUCCCUGUUGUGGCACUUAUAUUUGAGGGUGGGCCAAAUGUUAUCCUCACAGUUUUAGAAUACCUUCAGGGAAGUCCUCCUGUUCCAGUUGUCGUGUGUGAAGGAACAGGCAGAGCUGCAGAUCUACUAGCAUAUAUUCAUAAACAAACAGACGAAGGCGGGAAUCUUCCUGAUGCAGCAGAGCCUGAUAUUAUUUCAACCAUCAAAAAAACAUUUAACUUUGGCCAAAGUGAAGCAGUUCAUUUAUUUCAAACACUGAUGGAGUGCAUGAAGAGAAAGGAGCUUAUCACUGUUUUCCACAUUGGAUCAGAUGAACAUCAAGAUAUAGAUGUAGCAAUACUUACUGCACUGCUUAAAGGCACUAAUGCAUCUGCGUUUGACCAGCUUAUCCUUACAUUGGCAUGGGAUAGAGUUGACAUUGCCAAAAAUCAUGUAUUUGUUUAUGGACAGCAGUGGCUGGUUGGAUCCUUGGAACAAGCUAUGCUUGAUGCUCUCGUAAUGGAUAGAGUUGCAUUUGUAAAACUUCUUAUUGAAAAUGGAGUAAGCAUGCAUAAAUUCCUUACCAUUCCUAGACUUGAAGAACUUUACAACACUAAACAAGGCCCAACUAAUCCAAUGCUAUUUCAUCUUGUUCGAGAUGUCAAACAGGGAAAUCUUCCUCCAGGAUAUAAGAUCACUCUAAUUGACAUAGGACUUGUCAUUGAAUAUCUUAUGGGAGGAACCUAUAGAUGCACCUACACUCGGAAACGUUUUCGAUUAAUAUAUAAUAGUCUUGGUGGAAAUAAUCGGAGGUCUGGCCGAAAUACCUCCAGCAGCACUCCUCAGUUGCGAAAGAGUCAGGAAUCUUUUGGCAAUAGAGCAGAUAAAAAGGAAAAAAUGAGACAUAAUCAUUUCAUUAAAACAGCACAGCCCUACCGACCAAAGAUUGAUACAGCUGUGGAAGAAGGAAAGAAAAAAAGAACCAAAGAUGAAAUUGUAGAUAUUGAUGAUCCAGAAACCAAGCGCUUUCCUUAUCCACUUAAUGAACUGUUAAUUUGGGCUUGCCUUAUGAAGAGGCAGGUCAUGGCCCGUUUUUUAUGGCAGCAUGGUGAAGAAUCAAUGGCUAAAGCAUUAGUUGCCUGUAAGAUCUAUCGUUCAAUGGCAUAUGAAGCGAAGCAGAGUGACCUCGUAGAUGAUACUUCAGAAGAAUUGAAACAGUAUUCCAAUGAUUUUGGUCAACUGGCGGUUGAAUUAUUAGAACAAUCCUUCAGACAGGAUGAAACCAUGGCUAUGAAAUUGCUCACCUAUGAACUGAAAAACUGGAGUAAUUCCACCUGCCUUAAGUUAGCAGUUUCUUCAAGACUUAGACCUUUUGUAGCCCACACCUGUACACAGAUGUUGUUAUCUGAUAUGUGGAUGGGAAGGCUGAAUAUGAGGAAAAAUUCCUGGUACAAGGUCAUACUAAGCAUUUUAGUUCCACCUGCUAUAUUAAUGUUAGAGUAUAAAACUAAGGCUGAAAUGUCUCAUAUUCCACAAUCUCAAGAUGCCCACCAAAUGACAAUGGAAGAUAGUGAAAACAACUUCCAAAACAUAACAGAAGAGAUUCCCAUGGAAGUAUUUAAAGAAGUAAGAAUAUUGGACAGUAAUGAAGGAAAGAGUGAAAUGGAUAUACAAAUAAAAUCAAAAAAGCUUCCAAUCACACGAAAGUUUUAUGCCUUUUAUCAUGCACCAAUUGUAAAAUUCUGGUUUAACACGUUGGCAUACUUAGGAUUUCUGAUGCUUUAUACAUUUGUGGUUCUUGUACAAAUGGAACGAUUGCCUUCAGUUCAAGAAUGGAUUGUUAUCGCUUAUAUUUUUACAUAUGCUAUUGAGAAAGUCCGUGAGAUCUUUAUGUCUGAAGCUGGAAAAAUAAGCCAGAAGAUUAAAGUGUGGUUUAGUGAUUACUUCAAUAUCAGUGAUACAAUUGCCAUAAUUUCUUUCUUCAUUGGAUUUGGACUAAGAUUUGGAGCAAAAUGGAACUUUGAGAAUGCAUACGAUAAUCAUGUUUUUGUGGCUGGAAGAUUAAUUUACUGUCUUAACAUAAUAUUUUGGUAUGUGCGUUUGCUAGAUUUUCUAGCUGUAAAUCAACAGGCAGGACCUUAUGUAAUGAUGAUUGGAAAAAUGGUGGCCAAUAUGUUCUACAUUGUAGUGAUUAUGGCUCUUGUAUUACUUAGUUUUGGUGUUCCCAGAAAGGCAAUACUUUAUCCUCACGAAGCCCCAUCGUGGACUCUUGCUAAAGAUAUAGUUUUUCAUCCAUACUGGAUGAUUUUUGGUGAAGUUUACGCAUAUGAAAUUGAUGUUUGUGCAAAUGAUUCAGCUAUUCAUGGUAUCUGUGGUCCUGGGACAUGGUUGACGCCAUUUCUUCAAGCAGUCUACCUCUUUGUACAGUAUAUCAUUAUGGUCAAUCUUCUUAUCGCAUUUUUCAACAAUGUGUAUUUACAAGUGAAGGCAAUUUCCAAUAUUGUAUGGAAGUACCAACGUUAUCAUUUUAUUAUGGCUUAUCAUGAGAAACCAGUUCUGCCUCCACCGCUUAUCGUUUUCAGCCAUAUAGUUUCUCUGUUUUGCUGCAUAUGUAAAAGAAGAAAAAAAGAUAAGACUUCAGAUGGACCAAAACUUUUUUUAACAGAAGAAGAUCAAAAGAAACUUCAUGAUUUUGAAGAACAGUGUGUUGAGAUGUAUUUUAAUGAAAAAGAUGAUAAAUUCCAUUCUGGGAGUGAGGAGAGAAUUCGUGUCACUUUUGAAAGAGUGGAGCAGAUGUGCAUUCAGAUUAAAGAAGUUGGAGAUCGUGUCAACUAUAUCAAAAGAUCAUUACAGUCAUUAGAUUCUCAAAUUGGCCAUUUGCAAGAUCUUUCAGCACUGACUGUAGAUACAUUGAAAACGCUCACUGCCCAGAAAGCUUCAGAAGCUAGCAAAGUUCACAAUGAAAUCACACGAGAAUUGAGCAUUUCCAAACAUUUGGCUCAAAACCUUAUUGAUGAUGGUCCUGUAAGACCUUCUGUAUGGAAAAAGCACAGUGUUGUAAAUACGCUUAGCUCCUCUCUUCCUCAAGGUGGUCUUGAAAGUAAUAAUCCUUUUCUUUGCAAUAUUUUUAUGAAAGAUGAAAAAGAUUCCCAAUGUAACAUAUUUGGUCAGGAUUUACCUGUUAUACCCCAGAGAAAAGAAUUCAGUUAUCCAGAGGCUGGUUCCUCUUGUGGUGCCUUAUUCCCAAGUGCUGUCUCUCCUCCAGAACUGCGACAGAGACUCCAUGGGAUCGAAACUUUAAAAAUGUUUAGUAAAAAUCAAAAAUCAGGCAACUCAUCUAAUAGCAUACCACAUCUAUCAACUCCACCAACAAAACUUUUUGUUAGUACACCAUCCCAGCCAAGUUGCAAAAGCCACUUAGAAACUGUAACCAAAGAUCAAGAAACUAUUUGUUCUAAAGCUGCAGAAGGAGAUAAUAUAGAAUUUGGAGCAUUUGUAGGACACAGAGAUAGCAUGGAUUUACAGAGGUUUAAAGAAACAUCAAACAAGAUGAAAGAAAUGUUAUCUGGCCAGGAGAAUGUUGUAAGAAAUACGAUUGUGGAGUAUUCAGAGAUGCCUGCUUAUCAGAAUGAUAUUCCAUCUGAAAACACUUUGAAACACAUGAGUUCUCAUGCUGGAUUUUCUGAGUGUCACAAAACCUCUAUUCCUCUUCAUUCAGAACAAGUGAAAAGUAGCAGUAGAAGGCCGUCUACAGAAGAAACUCAUGAAGUAGAUUCCAAAGCAGCUUUACUACCGGAUUGGUUACAAGAUAGACCAGCAAACAGAGAAAUGCCAUCUGAAGAAGGAACAUUAAAUGGUCUUGCUUCUCCAUUUAAGCCAGUUAUGGAUACAAAUUAUUAUUACUCAGCUGUGGAAAGAAAUAACUUGAUGAGAUUAUCCCAGAGCAUUCCAUUUACACCUGUGCCUCCAAGAGGUGAGCCUGUCACAGUGUAUCGCUUGGAAGAGAGUUCUCCCAACAUACUGAAUAACAGCAUGUCUUCUUGGUCACAGCUAGGCCUCUGUGCCAAAAUAGAGUUUUUAAGUAAAGAGGAGAUGGGAGGAGGUUUACGAAGAGCUGUCAAAGUACAGUGUACUUGGUCAGAACAUGAUAUCCUCAAAUCAGGACAUCUUUAUAUUAUCAAAUCUUUUCUUCCUGAGGUGAUUAACACAUGGUCAAGUAUUUAUAAAGAAGAUACAGUUCUGCAUCUGUGUCUCAGAGAAAUUCAGCAACAGAGAGCAGCACAAAAGCUCACAUUUGCCUUCAACCAAAUGAAACCGAAAUCCAUACCAUAUUCUCCAAGGUUCCUUGAAGUUUUCCUGCUGUAUUGCCAUUCAGCAGGACAGUGGUUUGCUGUGGAAGAAUGUAUGACUGGAGAAUUUAGAAAAUACAACAAUAAUAAUGGUGAUGAAAUUAUUCCAACUAAUACACUGGAAGAGAUCAUGCUAGCCUUUAGCCACUGGACUUACGAAUAUACAAGAGGGGAGUUACUGGUACUUGAUUUACAAGGCGUGGGUGAAAAUUUGACUGACCCGUCUGUGAUAAAGGCAGAAGAAAAGAGAUCCUGUGAUAUGGUUUUUGGCCCAGCAAAUCUAGGAGAAGAUGCAAUAAAAAAUUUCAGAGCAAAACAUCACUGUAAUUCUUGCUGUAGAAAACUUAAACUUCCAGAUCUGAAGAGGAAUGACUAUACACCUGAUAAAAUUAUAUUUCCUCAGGAUGAGCCUUCAGAUUUGACUCUUCAGCCUGGAAAUUCCACCAAAGAAUCAGAAUCAACUAAUUCUAUUCGUCUGAUGUUAUAAUAUUACUGAAUCACUGGUUUUGCUUGCACCUCACAAAAAUGUUACUGUGUCACUUUUCCUUUAGGAGAAAAUUAUUUGGUAAUACAGAAAAGUGUGUGCUAAUUCAGUAUGCUGGAUCUGGCACAGUUAAAAGGUCAAUACUCUUUUGACCUGAUUAAAGUCAGUCAGGAACUCCCUAUAGGAUACAGCUGGCAGCUGUUAAAUUUUACAAGUAAAGAAAAAAAUAGUAUUUAUAUCUUUUAAAGGGCUCUUUUUAACAGAGGAUUUCAUUUGACUUUGUUCUGUUGAGGGUAAUACUCUCUCGUGUGGUGCAAUACCAUUAACCAAAGUUAGGUGUCUGUCAGAUUUUAUUGGCAGCUGGUUUACUGCCAUUCAGCUAGCAAAAUGAAGAAAUCACCCAGUCUUUUGGUUAAAUGGCAGUCAGACGUCUUCCUCAGUGUGUUUUAGUGUGUUUAUUGAUGAUGUCACUAGUUCCCAGCUAGAUGCUUGUUGGCCAUGGGAAAGGAGAUGGCUUGUAAUAAUUCUAGAUCUACAGGGAUAUAGGGAGCCCAAGCUGAAAACCAUUUUCUAAGAGGGACUUUAUGAAUCAGGAUUAGGCGCCUAUUUAAAGGAUAGAGCCAGUUUUUGUUAAAUAGAGCCCCAGUUGUGCAGAAUUAUUAGUAUUUUUUUAAACAUUAUUUUAUCAAGUCAUUGUUAAAUAGAAGAAAGCCAUGGUAGACUGGUAUAACCUAAAUAUAUCAAAGGAGAAACUUAACUCACUGUUCAAGAGAAGUUACCUUGUGAGGAAAGUUAAAGUGCUUUUUUUCCUAUCUAUAUCUGUAGUGACAACUUGGAAGUUACGUACUUCUCCAAAGAUUUUAUUGACCAGUAUAUCAAAUCAGAAUGUAAACAUGAAUUCUUGCAUAUAUUUAAAAUUGUGUAAGGACAUUUGAACAUGAAUAUUGUCUGUGGUACUUAAGAAAUUGAAUUGGAUUAUCAUUAUGUGAUGUCGGGAGAUUGCAAUGCAACUUUAUGCCAAUAAAAUGUAAUUUAACUGCCCCAGAUAUUGUUGAAUAUUCAACAACAAGAAAAGCUUUUUAUGUGACUGAAGUUUUAUGCUUUGAUUUUCUUCCUUUUUUCUUUCUUUUUGUUUUUUCUUAGGUACUAAUUUUAAUUUUUAUUUGAGAGGGAGCAGUGGAAAUCUUAUUUGUAUUCAGUAGUGUAUCUCAUAGAUACAGACAAGAUAAAAAGAGAUAAGCUGUUCAAAUAGUGUUUAAUAUUGAUGGGGGAGAAAAAAGUAUAUUAAAGAUAUUAUACUAUAUACAUUUUGUAUAUCAUUAAAUCUUUAAAAGAAAUUAAAUAAAUUUAUUCUUGUUUACA
This is a messenger RNA of Vicugna pacos (alpaca), 7539 nucleotides long. RefSeq names its product transient receptor potential cation channel subfamily M member 7 (gene TRPM7). Gene Ontology annotation, cellular component: plasma membrane. Lineage: Eukaryota; Metazoa; Chordata; Mammalia; Artiodactyla; Camelidae. Gene Ontology annotation, molecular function: calcium channel activity; ATP binding; protein serine/threonine kinase activity. Gene Ontology annotation, biological process: protein phosphorylation; calcium ion transport; protein tetramerization. The record is from RefSeq and is a predicted model, not a curated record.